AUCUACGCCCCCGGCAUGGCUCGCGUGGGAUGAAAUCCACCACUUAGCUUACCAUAGGAAUAACCUUAGCCCGAGAGUUUCAACGUCCAACGACAACGACGACAAUGGGGUGACGGAAAAUUCUGCGGGAAAAGCCGACGACGGGACGGUGGAAAAUCCAGCGGAGAAAACUGCUGAAGGUGGUACGGUCCUGGACGUGGAGCUGUUCCGGAUGAUCGGGGUCCACCAGCUGCUGCGUCCGGACGAGUACGGCCAGGACAACGACCUAUACCGGACGGCCGCGAAGGUGAUCGUGGGCCUGACGCUCGUGCUGCAGUCGAUGCAAGUGUGCCGGCUGUACCUGGCCAGGCACGACAUAACGAUGUUCGCCUACAUAGGCGUUAUGAUCAUCAACGGGUUAAUGUGCCUGCUCAAGGGCUACAUGGUGGCGGCCAAAGCGGACCAAAUGAGCGCCACGCUGACCGCAGCCAACUACGCGUUCACCAAGUGCGGUGGCCGCGACCCGUCCAAGCUGCGCCUGUGCCGGGCCAGGCUGUCCGCGAUACUCCGCACGUUUGUCGGGCUCAGCUUCGGCACGCUGAUCGUAUGGUUGACCAUGCCGUGGUUCAUGGCGUCCGAUUACGAUGACCAGCCUUUUAUCUGGGGGGUGGUGUACGUCAUCGAGUCCAUCAUACUCACGGUCAACGUUUUUUGCUGGACGUCGUUCGACUGUUACCUGGUAACCAUGUGUUUUGUGUUCGAGGCCCAGUUCUGCACCAUGUCCACCGGUUACGAGACGCUCGGCCGCCGCCGGACGGGCGCCAAGUCAUCGGCGCCCCAGAAAUUGGGCAACGCGAGCACGAUAAACAACGUAAAGAUAUCGGACGUCAACUAUGACGAUUUGACAAGUCACAUUCGUGACAAUCAAAAUAUAAUCAAACAGUACGAUGCAUUUUUCGAUGUCGUUCGUCCUAUGGUUCUGAUCCAAAUAGCCAAUGGAAUGUAUUCCAUAAUCAUGCUGAUAUUUCUGACUUUGGUGACACAUCUCAGUGGUUAUUCGAUCUUCUCUGCUCCAAUUUUGAAAUUUGUCUGUGGACUUGCUUCGCUCACUAUUGAACUGUACAUUUAUUGUUACGGGUUCAACCACAUAGAAGACGGGAAAUCCACGGUGAAUUUUGGACUGUACAGCAGCAAUUGGACGGAGAUGGAUUUGAAAUUUAAGAAGACUUUGUUGUUGGCUAUGACCCUGAACUCUGCUCACAAGCGAGUGAUGAAAGUGUCACCAAAUUCCAUCGUAAAUCUGGAAAUGUUCACAGGGGUGAUGAACAUGUCAUACUCAAUAGUGUCUGUUUUACUAAAAUAAGAGAACACACUUAACAAGUACCUUAAUGCCGAAUACAUCUUGCAAUAUUUGUUCCACAGUUUAGGCGCCUCUUCGUACCUAUAUGAAUACUUAAACUUAAGAGUACUAUACAAUUAUUAUUAGCAUGCUUUAUGGGAUUGAAUAAUUGAUGCACUAAUAUUUAGAAUAUAAUAGUAGAUUAAGUUAAUAAAUUAAAAAAAUUUUCUUAAUUGUUAAUUACAAGAAAUUACUGUAGGUACAGUGCAUUUUUGAGUAUGAAGAUCAUAAUUCGUACAUGUUAUUAUAUUAGUAUUAUUUUUUUGCAUUGUACACAAAUUAUAUAAAUAAUUAUUAAUUAUUGCUUUGAUCUUGAUAAUUAUAAUUAAGUAUUUCAAAAUUUAGAUUCUACACGUCUAUGAAAGUUUCAAAAAUAUUUUCAAACAAGUAACCAAAUAUGAAUCUUUAUACAUUUUAAACACCAUUGGCAGACCGAUCACUGAUAGCUAAUCAUAAUUAAAAAGAUACAUCAAAAUCAGGGUUUAUUAUAGUAGUACAUGUAGUGAAAAAUAACUCAUUAUUAUUUGAUGAUUAACAUAUUAUAUAAUAUUAAUUAAAACCGAUCAAUUCAAUUUAAUAAAUAUUA
This is a messenger RNA of Acyrthosiphon pisum (pea aphid), 1964 nucleotides long. Its product is annotated as odorant receptor 46a-like. The record is from RefSeq and is a predicted model, not a curated record. NCBI's taxonomy places the organism in Eukaryota, Metazoa, Arthropoda, Insecta, Hemiptera, Aphididae. Gene Ontology annotation, biological process: sensory perception of smell; detection of chemical stimulus involved in sensory perception of smell. The transcript is spliced from 7 exons. Gene Ontology annotation, cellular component: plasma membrane. Gene Ontology annotation, molecular function: odorant binding; olfactory receptor activity. Bases 212 to 1342 code for a protein of 376 amino acids.